This is a messenger RNA of Sorex fumeus (smoky shrew), 1264 nucleotides long. It is a transcript of the gene SPATA17, whose product is annotated as spermatogenesis associated 17. The transcript has 11 exons. The record is from RefSeq and is a predicted model, not a curated record. Gene Ontology annotation, molecular function: protein binding. Lineage: Eukaryota; Metazoa; Chordata; Mammalia; Eulipotyphla; Soricidae. Gene Ontology annotation, biological process: spindle organization; establishment of meiotic spindle localization; mitotic cell cycle. The coding region runs from base 8 to 1090 and encodes 360 amino acids. Gene Ontology annotation, cellular component: spindle pole.
CGAGGCCAUGGCCACGCUGGCCCGUUUGCAGGCGCGGGCCCAGGUGCUGGGCCAGCACUACUACUACAAGAACAGUGUUGUGGAUGGAUUUAGGAAAAAGGAAAAUGAUGCAGCAGUUACAAUUCAGAGUUGGUUCAAAGGAUGUCGAGUUCGUGCAUAUAUCAGAUAUUUACACAAAAUGGUAACAAUUAUUCAGAGAUGGUGGAGAGGUUACUUAAGCAGACAAGUAUAUCAAAUAAAAGUGAAGGAAGCAUGUUAUACUAUGAAGAUGAAUCUCUACAAUGCAAUGGCUGUCAAGAUUCAGAGACAAUGGCGAGGCUAUAAGAUCCGAAAGUACUGUUUUAAUUAUUUUUAUUUGAAGGAGUACUUGAGAGCUGUUUCAGAGACCAAUGAAGCAAUAAGGGAGGCCCUGGAGGAGUUUGCUGAGAUGAAACAAAGAGAGGAGAAGAAGGUUAGACUGGAGCAGGAAGAGAAGAGGCAAGCAUACUUGGCCCGUAAGAUGCAUUACCUGCUCAGCACCAACCAGAUUCCAGGGGUCUAUAAUUCUCCAUUCCGAAGUGAGCCAGACCCCUGGGAGCUGCGCUUACAGAAGGCAAAGCCCCUGUCGCACCCCAAGAGUCAAGAGGUGCCCAAGCUGGGCCUGAAUGACUGGCUGGCAUGCACGAGCACCCGCUCCUUCCCACGCUCCCAAGUCCUGCCACCCAUCAACAGAAAGAAGUGCCAGGGACCCUUCCGCAACAUCACUGAGGUGUUGCAGCAGCGGUACAAGCCUUUGCAGCCCACGCUGCUGGAGGCAGAGCCCCUCAAUGACUUAAAGGAGGCCAGAGCGAAGCUCAGGAAACUGGAGAACAGCCGCAACGUCCAAGCCCAAGCGUUUUUGCCAUUUUCUAACUACCAUAAAAAUGAGAAGUAUCUCCCAAUGAUUCACACAUCCAGCAAGUAUAGUCCUGAUUCAUAUGGGUGUAAGAAAUUCAGAGAUGAAAAUCCUGAGAAGUGGAUCUGUAGCAAGGAUUUCCAAACUGUGCUACAAUCUUUUGAGCUCUUCUCCAACUUUGGAAAAUUGUAUUCAAGAGCUGGAUCAAUUAUAUAAAGAUAUUUUCUACAAAACAUACAUAGUGGUAAUAGAACUGGCAAAAGCCUAACAUACCUCGUCUCUCUAAUUAAUACAACAGAGUUCUACACAAUACAAUAAAAAUAUUGAUGAUGCCCUGAAGCGAAGCUAUUUCUCAAUACUGUUUUAUGUAUUAAAGCUUAGAAUACUACA